Molecule: messenger RNA, 1302 nt
Organism: Coffea eugenioides
Lineage: Eukaryota; Viridiplantae; Streptophyta; Magnoliopsida; Gentianales; Rubiaceae
Product: linolenate 9R-lipoxygenase-like
Exons: 2
Coding region: 1-1302 (433 amino acids)
Biological process (GO): response to oxidative stress
Molecular function (GO): catalase activity; heme binding
Source: RefSeq, a predicted model, not a curated record
AUGAUCAAGAACAGACUUCAAGCCUUAGAUGAGCGCAUAGAGGAGAUGGACAUAAAAUACAAAAAGAUCGUGGGGAAUCUGGCGGCAAAUUUGGCUGCAACAACACUUAAGGUUAGAACAAGAUACUUCCAUCGCAUUGGCGUCGGUGGCAGGGGAGUUCUGAGAAUGUAUGAUAACAUCACAGGGUUGCCAGAUCACAAGAUCUUCCAUCCUGGAAAGAGUUAUCCCAUUAUUAUCAGGCAUAGCAAUAGCUUAACUGCUGAUGAUGAUGCAAGAAUUGAUGCGCGUGGUGCGUCUCUAAGAAUAUUCUCAGACAAUGCAAACAUUGAAACACCACUCCUGGAUUUAACGUUGAAAACAGGCAAAGCAUUUUAUGCUCGCACUAUUUCAGAUUUUGCAACUUGGCUUGUAUGCGGGCUAGCUGCAAGAGAGGAGCAUGUAAAGCGUGUUCCCCAUGUUCGUGAUGCAGUUUGGAUGUCCCUGCGCAAUGCAGAUUCAUAUACCAAGCUCCAUUACUACUCAAAUAUAUGCAGGCUAUUAAGGUUUACAGAUGGACAGGAAAUGUAUGUUAAAUUCAAGUUGCGCCCUUUCGAUGAAAGCGUCACUGAAGAUUCUGGAAAGGUUGACCCAAUUGGAAUCCUCCCUCCAGAAACAGGUGCAAUUCCAAGGGACAGUAGUGACAAACGCCCAUUACUUUUUCUUGCUGAUGAUUUCCAGCAACGUGUGAGUUCUCCAGGCGGUGUUCACUACAUUUUCCAAUUACAGUUCCGUCCUGUACCAUCUGAUGAAGUGUCACAAGAUAAUGCACUUGAUUGCACCAAACCGUGGGAUGAGACAGAAUAUCCAUGCAUCGAUGUUGGGGAGAUAACGAUCGAUCAAAAUCUUUCCAAGGAACAGGCAGAGGAGUUAGAGUUCAACCCUUUUCUCCGAUGCAAUGAGGUUGAUGUCAUCCGGGCUAGCUCAGCCAGCCAAAGUGCUUCAAUUGAUCAUGGCCGGUCAUUGAUUUAUGAGAUUUGCCAGCACUUGAGAAAUGGCGAACCACUUCCAGAGGCUUGGAGGACUUUCAUAGAACAAUCAGAUGUCAAAGUGGACCUCUCCGGUUGUCCAGUUGCAGCAGCAUUAAACAAAACAGAAUCUGACAAAGUGACUCUGCAGAGGACUUGGUACCAGAGUAUUGAGGUUGGGGAAGGUGGAUUUGUUGGAAGUAGAGCAGUUGCAAUGCCAGGAGUUAGAGUGGAAACUGGGGGCUGCCUUGCAUCUGUCUCGCUUGCCAUGAAAGGUGAAAUUGUACAGUCAGGUUAA